Erythranthe guttata (spotted monkey flower) is the source of this 3645-nucleotide messenger RNA. RefSeq lists its product as uncharacterized. NCBI's taxonomy places the organism in Eukaryota, Viridiplantae, Streptophyta, Magnoliopsida, Lamiales, Phrymaceae. The record is from RefSeq and is a predicted model, not a curated record.
UAUUAUUAUUUUUAUUUGUGUUUUUUUAAAAUAAAAGCUGGUUAUUUCUGUGAUUUUGUGAACCCGGCCCAUUUCGAAGCGAAUCGGGUUCGGUUAGGGUAAACACACGCGUAGCACGUGUUGAAUACCCACUUGUGAACUAAAACAGACCAACAAGCAAAGGAGAAUUCAAGAGGAAGAAGAAGAACACAUUUCGAAAAGAAAAAAAAAAAGUAAAUCAGCGUAGGGUUUUUUUUUUUAAUUAUUUUUUUUUCCGCAAAUUUCCGUUAGUUUUCAUCCGCGGAAGGAAGGAAACUUCUGUUCGAAGAUAGAGAAAAUUUGUUGUUGUUGUUGAUUUAGGUUAAGCAGCCGGAGGAUUUGGAAUUAAUUAAGCUUUUUCCCCGGUUUUGGAAGAGGAUUAAGAUAAAUUCCUGCUUGGUGAUUUCUCUUGGAAUAAUUUUUGCAUUAUUCUCGAUCGAACAGGGCAUUUUCGAAGUCGGUUCUGAACCAAGAUAAUGCUUGGAAAUACAGUAGUUUGUUCUGAUCCAACUUCCGGUAGAUGAUGAAUCUUGACGACUUCUUCACCUCGACCGAGAUGAAUAACGGGCUUGUGGCCCCUUACCGGGUCCGAGAAUUUAUGGCCGUCAUGCAGAAAGAAAGAGAUUGUGUUGCAAAGAACACUGCUGACUCCACAAGGCAGUGGUCUGCAGUUGCAAGUGCUAUAGCUGCCACCGAUAACAAGGAUUGUCUCGAUCUUUUUAUCGAGUUGGAUGGCCUUCGCUUCAUCUCCAAUUGGUUGAAGGAUUCACACAAGUUCAGUGAUGACACAAUUGACACCUCUGUUGAAGAGUCUAUUACCCAUUUGCUGUGUGCGCUUGGAAAAAUGCACUUGGACUAUGAAAAACUUGUUCAGUCUGAAAUCUUGGCGACUGUCCAGGAUUUCCUUGUCCACAAAAGUUCCAAGAUUCAGAACAAUGCUAGAGUGCUGUUUGAAAGCUGGGAAAAAAAGAGAGACAGUGAUGCAUCUAUUUCCGAUGUUGAUAAACCGAGAGCUUUGAUUGAUGAUAAGGCGGGAGAGAGUGCUGGUAUAGAGGGUGGUGCAGGAAUUUCGGAAUCUUCUCCAGCAGAUUCUUCUGUUUCAAGAGUAACUUCUGUUAAAGAAAAAGGCGAUGAAUUAACCGGAUUGUGUGCAGUGCUAUCUACAAGUUCUGAUGCUGUUCACGCUGAAAGUGCACGCAAUUCAGACAACAGCUUAGAUCAUGUUAGCUCACCAUCCUCACCGAAGCCUGUAAUGGAGCCCCCAGUGUGUGAUUCAAUUGAUACUACCUUUCAGCCAUUUAUUCCAGCUGUUUCUGGGCAAGAUACUUUGGAGACUCCCACAGAAUUUAAUGACUUGGAGUCGCCUAAUCACAUAAAGCAGUCUUUGAAAAUUGAAGGUUCACCGGAGAAAUUAGGCUCGCUUGAAGAAUCUAAGAUGUCAGAAGGUAGACAGGUUACUUCAACUUCUGAUGCUGUUCAUGAAGUGAAAACUGUAAAGGAACUCAAUUCACGAGAGAACUCGGUAAUUGGAGAUAAGAACUCAUCCGAUGAAGGUUUAUCAUUGGUUGACUCCGAUGGGAAGGAUGCUGCCAUGGAUGCUAGCAGUGAUGCAAAUCAAUGCAAAAGUUCAAGUGCAUCUUACAUUGCUAAAGAAGGGGGUGAUUUUAGCAAUUGUGCGAUGCCGAAAUCCUCUGGCAAUGAAAACCGCUGGGGAGAUUCUAAGGGUUUAGGGACAUUCUUUGAUGGAAAGGUGAAUACAUUUGGCCUGCUUAACAACGAUUCGUCAGAAAAUUAUAGGUUUGGCAAAAAACAAAUAGAUGGGGAAAUUGUAGAUCCUCUAGAAGUCGCUAGGCAGGUGGCCAUGGAGGUGGAGAGAGAAGUUGUUGAUUAUGGAGAACAAAGUUGCAGUUCUUCCGAGAAACUAUUGAAAGGCAAUACCAGUGCCAAUGAGGGCUCACCUAAGGAGGUGGCGGCAAAUGACCAGAAUUUGUCAGAUGAAUCUUCGAAUGAAUCUUCGGCAAUGCAUGAAGAAUCUGCAACUAGCUCCGAAAACUUAGAAACGGAGCAGAAAAACGGCACACAAGAUAUAGCAACCUCUCAAGCUACUGAGGUGGCUCAAGAAAAAGAAGAAGAAGCCAACACAGAGAGAGGCAUCUGCAGCUUUGAUCUGAACGAAGAAGUUCAUAUGGAAGAGUCUGGCAACCAAUUUCCGGCACCUGUUUCUACCGUUUCUGCUUCAAGAGCGGCGGCAGCAGCUCCCGGACAGACGCCAGGUGGUCCAUUGCAAUUUGAGGGAAAUCUUGGCUGGAGAGGCUCCGCUACAACAAGUGCUUUCCGCCCAGCACCACCUCGCCCAUUGCCUGAAAGUGACAAAAUGAACUCAAGAAGAUCCGACAAUCUUGAUUUUGAUCUGAAUGUAGUUGGAGAAUCAUCUUCUGUCGAAAUGAACUCGAGAAGAUCCGAGAAUCUCGAACUGGACCUGAAUCACACAAGUGAAGAUGGUGGUGGAACCCUCUCAGAGUGGCAAAUAGCGAACUUCUUUCCCCAAGCAAAUUCCUACAAUAUUCAGUCUUAUUCUUCAUCAUCUUCAAAGCAGCCAAUAAGCAAUAUUGAUCUGAACGAUCAGCCGUCAUUUCUAACCGAUUCUUCCAAUAAUACCCACAUGAGUAAAGUUUCUCAAAGUCUCGAUUUCUUCGGAGGCAUCAAGCCGGACGAUUCAGCGAUAUCCAUAAUGGGAAGAAGAGUGGAGUUGAAUCGAAAAGAUUCAAACGGCAAAACUCCAGAGCUUGCGAGUAGUUUUCUAGGAAUGGGUCCCGCACUUCAAUAUGCCCAUUCUUCGGUUUAUGGCUACAAUAAUAGUAUGGCUAUGCCUUUCCCAUCUACAGUAUAUGGGUCCGGACCACAGAUUCCUUACAUGGUGGAUUAUUCCAGAGGAGCGCCUGUUAUGCCACAGAUUGUCGGGUCCGCCUCAGCUAAUAUACCAACUGCUUUCUCUCAACCGCUGCCAUUUCUUACAAAUAUGAAUGCUGCAGUUCCUCCAAAUGGGGCUGGGCCUUCACGGAGCAGUUUUGAUCUGAAUUCCGGAAUGUUGACCGAAAGUGGAAGUAGAGAAGAACCUUUGGGGUUAGGUCUGUUCUUAAACUCGGCUAUUGGUGGGAAAAGAAAAGAACCGGAGAAUGGGUGGGAAAAUUACCCUUUUAGGCAUUAUACACCGCCUUGGAAGCAUAAUUGAUUUGUUCGGUACUUUUCUUAGGAUUGGAUUAGGGACCAAUCAGAGGAGACUAGUGAACUUUUAUAGCAUUGGUUAAUUUGAAGUGAGCGAGAGGGGAGAGAUUUACGAGAACAAGACGAUGAUGGGAAUUGCGGGUGUUUACUUGAUUCUUGAGAUCUAGAGGAGAUAAUAGAGAACGAUAGGUUCAAUUUGUCUAAAUUCUUCUAUUAUUUAUAUUGCCCUUUUUUUUCGCUUUAUAGGAAAGCAAAGCACAGGAACUGAUUAUCUGACAUUUCAGUUAAAACUUUUGGAGCUACUGUAAAUAAUUACUUUUUUCGGAACCAUGGGGAUACAUUUACGUUCACUCACUCUUUCUCGUUCAUAGUCAUAUAUAUAUCGUCGCAAUUAUUUUUUUA